CUUUAUUGGAUAAUUUUUCCUCCAUAAAUAUUAGCACAUAUUACUAACAUUGUCUUAUCUUACUUACGGGUUUUUUUAAUAUCGUUACUCAUAUAGAUUUUGACUAUUGAUCAUUGCAAUAUCAAAAUUGAUGAUAAACGGUGAUCAAAAUAUGUGAUAAUUAUAAAUGUGAAUUCUAAUAUCUCUUAGAACAAUUUAUUUACUAAUUAAGAUUAAAUAUUUAGAUCUAGAUUAAAGAUUAGUAAUAACUUAUAUUUUGAUACAAUCAAUGACGAACUCUGAAUAAAAAGUCUUCUAACAAAUUUAUUUCAUAUACGUAGCUACUUUUUAAGUAAAUAAUGUUUAUUAUACUUGUACAAGAUAUUUUCUAUCCUGUAUAAAAUAUAUAUAUAUUUUUAUACUGAAUGUCAUACUAUAUAUAGUCAAAGAAAACUAUAAGUACAAUACGUAUUGCUCAUGAUUUGCAAUAUAUAGAAAUUAAAAAUCAAUUUAUAUUAAUUUAUAUAAGAGAUAACAUUGUGUCCUAUAAGUGAUGCUGUCCCUAGUGAUACACAUCGAUAAAAUUAAUGGCCACUGAGUUGUCAUUCUCAGUCUAUUUCACAACAGAAUUUAGAAGGAGGCGGAACAAUGAAAAUUCCGUCAUUUUUAGAUAACUCUUAUCAGUGAGCUCGUGUAAUACUUGCGGUAUAGCUGCGAUCAGUUAAGCAAAGCCUAGCACAGUGAGCCUAAUAAAAUAUUGUUAAUGUCUAAACGAACGUAAACAAUAAUUGUUAAUUAAUAAUUAAUAAUUCAACAAAAUGUAUAAGCCGUAACGAUAAUAAUUUUAAACGAUUAUAUACAAAAAAUAUAUCGUUAUGCAGUCAUUAAAUUAAAAAUGUCUAUAUACUACGUGAUUCAAACAACCUUCAUUAUAGUCUGUAAUUAAGAUUUACUUUAAAACUCAAGUAUUUUUUUAGUGUUUACCAACCUCCAUUUAUUUAUAGAAAAAAAAAGUAUUCAAAUAUCAUCUUAAAAAAAUAUAGAAAUUAUUUUACCCAAACUUUAUCACUGAAUGACACUUUGAUACUACACAGUUUAUCUGUUGGCGCCACAGAGAACAGUACUUUCACUUGUAAGUGUGGAAUGGGCUUAUAGAUGACAAAUAUUAGGCAGUAUUUUCGAUUAAAGUAUGUUUAAUAAUAUUCGAAGUCCAUGCUUUCUAAAUUCUUGUAAAACAACACCAAAUACCUCAUCGACGGAUAAAAAGGGCUGUCAUCGUUAUUGGCCUUUUGUAUGGCUCACGACUUUUAUCUUUGGUGUUUGCGUUGUGUGCAUCUGGUUGGUAAUACGUAAAAUUCAUAACGACGCAGAGGAAGUUAAGAUAAUUGACACCACAACGAAAUCCUUUGAAUAUUACACAUCCGUGAAGAACACUGAAGAUUCAUGGAACAUUGAGAACAUAACAGUAGAAACGGAAGUCACGUCCAAUAGGAAGAUUUACACUCGAGAAGAUUGGGGAGCACGAGAGAGUCUUGCAAAUGAUACAGAAUAUCUAACGCAUCCAAUACGAUUGGUCGUGAUUGGUCAUACAGCUGGAAGAUAUUGUGAAAGUCAUGAUAACUGUUCCUACAUUGUAUGUGCCAUACAAAACUGGCAAGUUGGAUCUCUAGCAUUCGUGGACAUAGGAUAUAACUUCCUCGUAGGUGGCGAUGGUGGAAUAUAUGAAGGAGUCGGUUGGAAUAUAACAAACAGCCUUUCGAAAAAUUGUUUAUUUGUAACCUUUAUCGGUAAUUACAUAUAUGACGAAUUGAAGAAGCAACAAGAAGAGGCUCUUAUGGAUUUAUUAGAGUAUACUGUAAAUAUAGGAUAUAUGGAUAUUAACUACAAACUCGUAGGACAUAAUCAAGUUAAAUCAACGCUGAGUCCCGGUAAGAAUGUAAUUAAUUUCAUUAAGAAUUUAAACAAUUACUAUGCAGAAAAUAUAAUUCUGUUAUGAUUUGUUACAACGUGGCUUAAAUUGUAUUUUUCA
Molecule: messenger RNA, 2008 nt
Organism: Cephus cinctus (wheat stem sawfly)
Lineage: Eukaryota; Metazoa; Arthropoda; Insecta; Hymenoptera; Cephidae
Product: peptidoglycan recognition protein 1-like
Exons: 3
Coding region: 1169-1975 (268 amino acids)
Biological process (GO): peptidoglycan catabolic process
Molecular function (GO): N-acetylmuramoyl-L-alanine amidase activity; zinc ion binding
Source: RefSeq, a predicted model, not a curated record